AUGAACGCUGAACAGAGGGCCAGGAUUGAAGCAAAUAGACAAAGGGCAUUGGAAAGAUUAAAACAGAGGGGUAUUAUCAGAGAUGAACAGGCAAAGAAGAUGGAAGCUCGAAACGCUCCCAAACCAGCUAAAUCUGUGACUGAUAAGCCAAGUGAUGAUGUACCGAAGGAUAAGGUACAAAAUAGCAAGAGUGCAAGUGUCAACGUAAAUAGUUCGGUACGCGAUGCUUCAAGUAAAGACAAAGAAGCCGCUAAUGACGAGGGCAUAAAACGUUCAAAACGGCCUUUAGAUAAAAUACGCCCCACGAUACGGAAGCAGGACUAUAUCGAAUACGACUUUGCCACUAUGAAGAACUCUCAUGGUGGCUUCAUCAACAUUGAAGAGGAUUACGAAGGACCUGACAAUAAGAAACAGCAGUCAUUGGAAGACUGGCAACGCUCUCAACGGGAGAGAAGGGCUCUGUACGAAAAUGCCCCUCCACCAGAUCACCCUUCACUUGCACCUAAAUGUACUGAGUGUAAUAUCAACACCGAACUUGACCCUCUACUUUUGGAUACCUUCCACUUACAGGUGUGCAAAUCCUGUGUGAAAGCUCAUCCUGAAAAGUAUUCUCUUUUAACGAAGACAGAGUGUAAGGAAGACUAUUUCUUGACUGAUCCAGAGCUUAAUGAUGACUCUCUUUUCUACAGGUUGGAGAAACCAAAUCCUCACUCAGGAACCUUUGCGAGAAUGCAAUUAUUUGCUCGGUGCCAAAUAGAAGAGUUUGCAUUCAAGAAGUGGGGUGGUGAAGAAGGAUUAGACAAGGAAUGGCAACGAAGGGAGGAAGGAAAAGCUGAGAGGCGGGAAAAGAAGUAUCAGCAAAAAAUGAAGGAAAUGAGGAUAAAAACACGAGCACAAGAAUACACAAAGAGACUGCUUCAGAAAAAGCAUGGUGAAGAGCACAUACAUGAAUUUUCAAAUGCAGUUGAUGGUGGUGUCAAUGAUGAUGGGCUUCAAGUAUUGAAAAGAAGGUGUAUUGGGUGUGGUUUGGAAACUGAGGAGAUUGCAAUUUAG
Lachancea fermentati is the source of this 1053-nucleotide messenger RNA. Lineage: Eukaryota; Fungi; Ascomycota; Saccharomycetes; Saccharomycetales; Saccharomycetaceae. The record is from the annotation of a GenBank genome assembly.